CUAAAGUAGACACGGCUCCAUCAGAGCUGCAGCCGUUUGUGGGCACAGACAGGCUCUACUAAUGUCCUGAGACACUACUGCGAUGAUUCACUGAUACAAACCAAGGAAACAGGAUCAGGAUGUGGACCCUUAUGUUCAUUUACAUCCUGGGACAGGCCAUCAGUCAGAUCUCUGCAGAAGACAACUCAACUCAGAUGUACUAUGUCAAACUGAAAAUAGACUUCAGUGCCAUCGACAACUUAACACAGCUACUGAAACCCUUUGUCAAUUCCACAACCCCGACAGUCAACAACCUCCAGAAUACAACAACCUGUAAGAAUGUCUCAGGCAGCAUGUUUCUGUGUACCUGUAAGGAGGACCACAGAUGGAGUGAUGAAGUCUGUGAAUCUCACCCAGACUGCUGUGACAAACAGAAUUGCACCUUCUCAAAACAGUCUGACACGUGCGUUUCAAAAAACACAGUGUCUGUCAGGGGGUCCAUAAUACUGAAAGAAGCUAAUUAUUCGGAUUGUCUGGCAAUAAAUACCUCCGAGAGCUAUCAGUCGUGUAAUGACGGUCUGCUAACAAAGAUGAAAACAGUGUACAGCACUAUAAAGGGAUUUGACAGUCUAACAAUCACCAAAUACAGGGUUGGAAGUGUUAUCGCAGACUUUGAAAUCACCUAUGCAUUAAAGGUCGAACCACAAGAUCUGAUUGAAAAAUCCCAAAAUAUGAGCAGUACACUUGAAUCUUCCUGUGCUCUGGAAACUACAGGUGUUGUCCAGUUAGACAUGCCUCACGAACCUGUGCCUUACAACGGGGAGCAGAACCUCAGAUGCUCAGUCCAGCAGACGCUGGAUGCUGCUGUAACCUGGCAGCUGAAAAGAAACAAUAGAGUAUUUGACAUACUGACUGGCACUGAGUCGAUAGUGACGACAGAAAGUCUGGGGAGCAGCAUCUCACUCAGACGCACAUCAGAGCUGUGGGCAGGAGAGUACACAUGUGUGUACAGUCAGGAGACAGAGUCAUGCACCUUAUCUCACAAAGCCAGCAGUGUACUGGACGUGUGCCUCAAGCCAAACAUUUACAUCAGCACAGAUCCAAGUUUCCCACAUUGCCGACCUGGCUCAGAAUUACUAAAUAUAAGAGUCAGAUGUGAGAUAGGGAAGAGCAGCGAAAAGUAUUCUGUGACAUGGAGCAGCUGUAGUGAUACAGCAAUAAAACCUGGUUCUACUAAGGAAGCAGAUGUUUACAUAGCUGAAACGGUAGUACGCUGCAGCCCAAUCGUGCCUCAGUUGACAUGCACUUUUAAGAACAGGUGCAAUCAAUCCACAAAUGCUUCAAUAGAUAUCCAAUUGAUACGUGAAAAUGAUAAAUUCUGUGAAGCUGAAGGUGACUGGCAAAAAACCAAAGCUGGAUCUACCGCAAAAUUAAGAUGCAAGAACAAAGCUGGACAAAGACGAAGGAAGUGCAACAAUGGCACUUCAGAGGCAUCAUGGGAACCUGAGGUUUCAGAGUGUGUGAACUCUGACUUGAAUGCUGUGCUGUUUCAAGCAAAUAUUGUCGACAUUGGACUCGACUCAAUCCAUAAAAAUGCUGCAGAGGUUUUCUCCUUCCUUGAGAAUGCCACAAACAACGCAGAGACCAUCGACACUUUCCCAAACUUAAAUACAUCAAUUAACGUGCUUUUCACUCUGAGUCACAAAAUCCUCAAACAGCAGGAUGACGUGGUGGAUGACUUAGUGGGCUCAUCCAGCAAUCUAUUGGAAAAGUCUCUUCACGAUUCAUGGAACACCAAAGCAGACGAAGGCAACACCUCACUGGCAGAGAGAUAUCUGAGUUCUGUUGAGCAGUUAAUUCACGUGACAAACAUAACACAGGGCUAUGAGAAAAAAAAUGUAGAGGUAGCCACAGACAACUGCACAAACAAGUCAUCAUGUAUCAACAAGGUGUUCAAUACCACUGUCAAACUCAAAGGUUCGAACUAUGGCAUUGUAAAAACAGCUGCGUUUAAAGAAUUACAAAAGUAUUUGCCUAAUAACCGUGAUGAUUACAUCCCUAACAGCUUUGUAGUAUCCACAACUACUGAGAGGGACCUAGCUGAUUCAGUUGAGGUUGAAAUCAAAUUUGAAUUGCUCCAGCCGAGACCUCGCAACGUUCUGAUGAUCUGUGUCGCGUGGGACAACCAAACCCGCGGCUGGUCGACACAUAAGUGUGAAUGGAAGUGGGAGACAGAUUCUGAAGGUGUCUGCGUCUGCGAGCAUUUGUCCUCGUUUGCCAUUCUGAUGGGGAAGGCUCCUUUGGAAGUUCGUUGGUCAACAGAGAUAACCUACGUUGGACUUUCUAUAUCAGUCUUUUCACUCACUAUUUGCCUUGUGAUAGAAAUGAUCGUCUGGAGUGCCAUGGUCAAGACAAGUACUUCAUAUUUUCGCCACACUGCACAAGUCAACAUUUGCCUGUGUUUGUUAGUUGCAGAUUGCUGCUUCUUAGCCUCUUCUAAGCCACAUGAUCUAUCUCUAAUCUGGUGCAAGACCUUGGUGGUACUGAAGCAUUUCUUCUACCUGGCCAUGUUCUUUUGGAUGUUGUGGCUGAGCAGCACGCUUCUUCACCAGACAGUUUUCCUCUUCCAUAAUAUGAGCAAGAAAACUUACCUGAGGUUGUCAAUUCUCAUGGGCUACAUGUGUCCUUUGAUAAUUGUUACUGCCACGUUUCUUGCAAACAAGGCAGGAGCUGAAGGCCAUUACUACUCCAAAGAUACUUGUUGGCUAGUUUACAAUGCACCUUUUCAAGGUUCAAUCCAUGCAUUUAUCAUACCAGUUGGUACCAUUGCUUUCUUCAACAUGAUCUCCAUGGUGGUGGUUAUUUUAAAGCUUUUGGAUCUCCCUAAAAAUGCAGCACCAGCUUGUGAUAAAGACAAAAGAGCUGCCGUAACUGUCAUGAGGACAGUUGUUCUUCUCACACCAAUCUUUGGUGUGACUUGGAUCUUUGGGUUCGCUGUGACGUUUCUUGACCUCAAAUUUGGAGCCAUAGCCUACUUUACUAAUUAUGUCUUCAUUCUGCUGAAUGCAUUCCAGGGUUUGUACAUCCUGUUGACCAUAUACCUGGGAGACACAAUGACCCGAGAGGAACUCCUGAGACGUCUAAAACUCAAAGCUCCAGCAUCAACCCCUGACAGCUGCACUGACUCAUCUGUGAAGAAGUGAAUCAGUCAAACAUGUCCUGAAAUAAAAACUCAUUUAUACAGUACACAUUAAAUCAUAGAUGUGUUUCAUCUUAAGUUAGUUUAAUCUUUUAAAGAAAGUAUUUUAGUAGAAAUGUGUGUUUCUGACGGAGAAUAUUUCACACCUUUCAAAUGAAACUAUACAAUAAUGAAAAGUGUGGUAAAAGUAAUACUGUUUAUGACACGUUUCAAAUAAUUAUCAAUGCAAUGUAACAGAAAUGCUGUAGAGUAAAAAGCUGAAGGCUUUGUUGUGUAGAGAAGCUAAGCCUGUGUCCGAGUGUUGCUUUGAGAGAUCCUGCUUUCUUCUUUUUCUUUGCCGUGUUCUCCCCACUCCUCAUCUGUGUCAUCCAGAAUAAUACCUUUUUGGGCGGCCAUCUUGCGGUAGGCCUGACACUCAGUUUCUGCUCUGCAACACACAAAAACAGGCAACAUUACUUGUGUGCCUGAUAUACAACAUUGCAGGGUUAUUAGAGUUUGUAUUUGACAGAAGAGCUUUGUGUUUUACUGAAAAUAUGUAAUUAUAACAUAAGUAUGAUAAUAAAGUAUGUAUGAAUGUAUUGGAUUGAAAAA
Molecule: messenger RNA, 3769 nt
Organism: Notolabrus celidotus (New Zealand spotty)
Lineage: Eukaryota; Metazoa; Chordata; Actinopteri; Labriformes; Labridae
Gene: adgrf3a
Product: adhesion G protein-coupled receptor F3a
Exons: 18
Coding region: 120-3182 (1020 amino acids)
Biological process (GO): G protein-coupled receptor signaling pathway; cell surface receptor signaling pathway
Cellular component (GO): membrane
Molecular function (GO): G protein-coupled receptor activity
Source: RefSeq, a predicted model, not a curated record